AUGAAGAGCAAAGGGAAUUUUCAGAAUUUUGGUGGAAGAGAGUCCAAAAAUUUAAAGAAUUCGACUUGUCAAUGGGGUGAGAGUAGCUACAACAAGCAUGGUGGUCAAAGAAACUUUAUAGGUGAAGGAAGAAGUUUGACAAGAGCAAGGAUCAGUGCUAUAAGUGUCAACGAUUCAAUCAUUUUGCAAAAGAAUGCAAUACAAACAAGAAAAAAUCUCAAGGGGAUGAAACCAAGGUUGCAAGACAAGAGUUUGAUGAAAAUAAUACACUCUUGGUCAUGGUCAUGUGAGAGAAUUGUAGCAGCAAACAACUGCAUCAACUCAAACAAUGAUAAAAAAUUGAGUUGUGGUCGGUUGAAUGAUAUUAUUAACCGGGUGCAUAAAAAGGAAGAUGCCAUGAUGAGUUUGAAAGGAGUUCACUGCAGUGAGGAGUGGUAUUUGGACUCGGGUUGUUUAACUCAUAUGACGGGAAGAAAGGAUUGGUUUGUCAAAAUUAAUCGUGCCAUGAAGAACAAAGUAAAGUUCGCAGAUGACACCAUUCUAAUGGUCGAUGAGAUCGAUGAUGUUUUGAUCAUGAUAAGGGAUGAUGGAUAUUCCUUGAUCAAAGAUGUCUGGUACAUUCUGAGAAUAAAAUGUAACCUUCUAAGCAUUUUCCAAUUUCUUGAGAAGGGUUACAAGAUUCACAUGGAAAACAAGGGAUUACACGUUAUGGAUGCAAAUGGAGUUUUUGUCCUUAAAACGCUUAUGGCUGCCAAUAGAACUUUCAAGGCUGAGUUGAAGGUUAUGGAGCAUAAAUGUCUUGCUACUGCAGUAAGUAGAGAAGAGUGGAUGUGGCACUAUCGUCUUGGACAUCUCAAUUUUAGAGAUCUCAAAGACUUGCAAAAGAAUGGAAUGGUAACGAGGCUAUCAUCUAUCAAUAUACUUUAG
Lathyrus oleraceus (garden pea) is the source of this 927-nucleotide messenger RNA. RefSeq lists its product as uncharacterized. Bases 1 to 927 code for a protein of 308 amino acids. The transcript has a single exon. Lineage: Eukaryota; Viridiplantae; Streptophyta; Magnoliopsida; Fabales; Fabaceae. The record is from RefSeq and is a predicted model, not a curated record.